Molecule: messenger RNA, 4204 nt
Organism: Daktulosphaira vitifoliae (grape phylloxera)
Lineage: Eukaryota; Metazoa; Arthropoda; Insecta; Hemiptera; Phylloxeridae
Product: transient receptor potential channel pyrexia-like
Exons: 2
Coding region: 1374-4070 (898 amino acids)
Biological process (GO): transmembrane transport; monoatomic ion transport
Cellular component (GO): membrane
Molecular function (GO): monoatomic ion channel activity; protein binding
Source: RefSeq, a predicted model, not a curated record
UAAGAUUUUGAACUACAAUGAAUGUAUUAGUGCAAAAUGCAAGAACAACUGAUAAGGAAAUCACAAAAGCCCUUAGAAAAUAAGCAGACAAUCAAUUACCAUUUUCGACUUUUUUUGUCGUUUGCGAUUUGAAAAUGAUCACUCGAUACAUUUUAAUAAAAUACUAACUGCAUAAUAAUUUUUAAAAUAAACAUUUUCUUAACUUUGGAGAACUAAAAAAGUGUUUAAAAAAAAUCAAGCUUCAAUGAUUUGCUUGAAAGAUGAAAUAGAUAACAAAAGAAAAUAUUUAAAACUCAUCAAAUUGUUUUUCUAAAAUUCAUAACAUAUUUGAAUGUUUAGUUGAUUGAAAAAAUACGGUAAAAAGAAAUUCCUGGCGAUUAUUAAUAGUUUCUAUAUGUAGCGUUAAACAAGUGGAACUAAUCGCGAGGAAGACAUAAAACAGAUAGAUGAAUGUAUUAAAGCAAGUGUUGAAGAAUGCCAAAUUUUAAUUUUUAACAAAUAAUGAGAAGCGAUUUGGCCAUUAUACUCUUACGUAAUGUCUAAAAAAAAAAGUUGCAGUUUUCAAGAGCGUAACUAAUCAUAACAGCAGUUUAAUUUAUUAAAAAUAUCUAAAUAAAAAAAAACACAAAAUAAUAAUUUUAAUAUUGAUCUUAAAGUCAAAAAUCUGUUUGAAUCACACUCGUUAAAUUCAGUUGACUAUAAGCACUACUAUUGUUACAAUCAGUGGCGGCGGGGGGUCGAUUAGCAAUAAUUGAAUAUUUUUAGUCAACACAAAAAUUAAAAGAAAAAUUCAGGAUACGCCACCGAUUACAAUUAAUCGAAGUCAAUGAUGUCGAAAUGAAACGUUUUACAAUGAUGAGAAUUCGAACUGGAAACAACAAUUUCAAAGACUACUAAGUCAUCGCUGGAGCCGAUGAAAAAUUGUGAUGACAACCGGAUAUCGGUCAGACACGGUGGUGUUAAUGACAAGAAUAAUUAAUUCGCCAAUACUUGCAAUCGGUCAAUGCGCGUGCAGAAUUGCACAGACCGUUUUUAUUAUAAUCCGGUAGUUAUCGAACACAGUCACGGUGCGUUUAUUCCGCACCUAUGGCACCACGUGCGGUGUCCGUAACGGACCGUAGGAGGGGAGCACAUUCGGGAGAUACGCUCAUAUAGUUCCGGUGGUGGCCACUCUUCGCCUCAUUGUUUUUCUCGCUCGCGGUGUCCGCCGCAAUGAUACACGAUACAUCGAUGACUUCGGGACAUAGUUACAGCGGUUUUGUCCGGCCGGGACAUGUCCGUGUGGUGUGCGUUAUAAUUUUGGCAACCAAAUGAGAAACUAAUGUAAAAUUUUAACAGAAAAAAAAACAAUUAACGAUCAAUAAGGUCCGGUGAUGGCCAAACAAUUGCACCUAGACGUUGCGACUAUCCCGUUGGAUAGGACGAUCAGCCUCAAUGUACACAACCGGCACGUACCGUCCAAGUCGAAAUCCAGCUCACCGUCGGUAAAAGACCGGUGGUACAGCUUUCGGGGUCGUCCGCGGGACGACCGCCGGUCCAACGUAGAGGAGUUUUUGUUUAUGGAGAGCCUUCCGGACGAAGUGGCCGAGUUCCGUCAAAUAGAAUUGUCCAUAAUCAUCUGCAAGGACACUAUAAGACAAGACCUGAUGGACUCCAUGAGGACAUGCAACGGACGAUUGUGUCUACUGCAACAAGUGGAGCAAGGUACGUUCGACCCGGAACAACAGCCACCAGAACCUGCACUCAACCAGGCCGAACUGGACAGAUUGCUUUGCUGGGCCAUCUACGUUGGAGCCACCAAUUACCUUGACUACCUAUACGAAAACCGAGCGGAUAUCGGGUGCACGCAUUGCGGUAGUUUUACCGCCAUCCACCUAGCAGCCUUCAUGAACAAUGUUGACGCUCUGAGGUGGUUAAUCGAUAAGAAUUGUGAUAUCAACACUGUUCAAAAUGGUUACACUCCUCUUCAUUCUGCAGUAAUGGGGAAUGCUUUGGAAACCACAAUGAUAUUAAUUGAAAAUAGGUGUGAUAUACAGGAUACGGUAUUACACGGGGCCGUGCAGAUGAAUUCACUGGAGUGCGUCAAGUAUAUUUUACAAAUAGGAGUCGAUCCUAACACAUAUGAUGCCCAUGGCAAUACACCACUUCAUUUAGCUGCAGAUAAAGGUUAUACGGAGUGUCUCAAGCUUUUGCUGACCAGUAGCACUAAAACCAUCAACCUCAAGUCGAAAACUAGACAGGCAACGGCCUUACACAUGGCAGCUGAAAACGGUUACACGCAAUGCGUACGAAUUCUCCUCAACAACGGAUCCAGCCAUAGUGUAUUAAAUGAUAAAUACCAAACGGCUUUGCAUUUGGCUUCAAAGGCUCAAUGCGCUGAAUCCGUAGAAAUUUUAUUGGAGUUGGGAGCCGAGGUAAAUGCACUAGACAUUGACAAACGAACGCCAUUGCACUCGGCGGUAUGCAAAGCUUUUCUAUCGUUCCACGUGGUCGAAGUGUUAGUCAAAUGGGGCGCUGACGUUAACAUACAAGACCGAUAUGGAUACGCACCGCUUCACAUAGCCGCUUUGAACGAAUUGUCACAGUGUGUCGAUUUUUUAAUCAUAAAAGGAGCAGACAUUAGUUCCAGAACUAUUGGCGGCAUGAGUGCUCUGAGUAUUAUUAACCGAAAGACGCCCACGAGCAUCAAUACCAUAAAAAAAAAAUUCGAUCAGGCCAUUUCGUUGAACGACCCUGAAGCUUCAAUCAAAGAGGUCGAACUAAAAAUGGAUUUCCGGUACUUGCUGCAAAACCCCCGUCACGGCGAAAUCAUUUUGCUACACACUCUGGAGGAAUGUGGUCAGAAAUCAAUGUUGGAGCAUCCGUUGUGCGAGGCAUUUUUGUACUUGAAAUGGCAGAAAAUACGUCGUUUUUACUUUGUGCGUUUGUUAUUCGAUGCCAUAUUCGUAUUGUUAUUGACGGCUUACGUUAUAACAGCUUUAGCGCACGAUUGUUACAACAAGGCUAAAAAUAUAACUGUACAAAACCCAGACGUUUGUAUACAGAGUAACUUAUUCGGAACGCAUCUCAUAUCCAACAUUUGGAUAAUUGAGUGUGUUUGGUAUGUUUUGUUAAUGUUUACAUUCAUUGUGAUUGCUAGAAAGUUGAUAGGAAUAGGGGGGUUCGCGUCGGCAAAACAAUAUUUUUCAAACAUCACCAACACCAUUGAAUGGUUCGUCAUAGCCAGCGUUUUUUUAACAUCAUUUGUUUACACGAAAAGAACCUAUCACUGGCAAAACCAUGUGGGAGCAUUUGCUGUACUGUUCGGCUGGUCUAAUUUAAUGGUACUGAUAGGUCAAUUGCCAAUAUUCGGCACGUACAUAGCAAUGUUUACCAAAGUUCAAGCCGAAUUUGCCAAGUUACUUUUGGCUUACUCUUGUUUGCUCAUUGGUUUUACUAUAAGUUUCUGCGUAAUAUUCCCUACGUCAUCUGCUUUCAACAACCCUUUAAUCGGUAUCGUCAAAGUCUUAGUAAUGAUGACGGGAGAACUUGAUUUGGACUUGUUAAUAGGUAAAGACGAAAAAUCGUCAGUCAUUCUGAACAUAAGUGCCCACAUUAUUUUUGUUAUGUUCCUUGUAUUUGUCACUGUUGUGCUUAUGAAUUUAUUAGUAGGGAUAGCAGUCCACGAUAUUCAAGGUUUGCACAAGACUGCGGGUCUUUCAAAACUCGUGAGACAAACGCAACUAAUUUACUUACAAGAACAGGCGUUAUUUCAAGGGUUUUUACCUAGACGCAUCACUGACUUCUUUAAUUGGAGUGCAAGAGUAUCUCCACUAGCAUACCGCGUAGUACUAUAUGUCAAACCGUUAAACCCAAGAGAAAAAAGAUUGCCAAAAGAAAUAAUGGAUGGCGCACUCAAUAUCGCUAGACAAAAACGUUUAAAUAUUAUUGAUUGUAAACAAGCUGUAUUAGAAAAUAAAAUGGAAAAUAAAGUGUUGGUCGAAGAAAUUAAACAAUUAAAAGACAUCGUGCAAAAUCAACAAAAACUACUAUUAGAACUUAUUAAGAAGUCUGAUAAGAUGCCAUCAUAGGUUAGUCAUAGAUUAUACUUAUAUUAUAGUACUUAUUAUAGAUUAUAAUAAGUACUUUAAAUAAAUGUUAUUUAUAAAAUAUUAUUUUAACUUGAAGUACUGUUGUUUUUUCAUGAUGAGCUUUAUUAUUUAUU